Messenger RNA from Acyrthosiphon pisum (pea aphid), 1278 nucleotides. Its product is annotated as peroxidase-like protein 3. Gene Ontology annotation, molecular function: peroxidase activity; heme binding. The record is from RefSeq and is a predicted model, not a curated record. Gene Ontology annotation, biological process: response to oxidative stress. Lineage: Eukaryota; Metazoa; Arthropoda; Insecta; Hemiptera; Aphididae. The coding region runs from base 526 to 933 and encodes 135 amino acids. The transcript is spliced from 3 exons.
GUAUUACUAUUAUUUUUUAUCGCUGCAGGAAGAGAUUUCGCCAGAAAAAACCAUUUACUACCGAUGACUAAUGGAUUUUACGAUAGUUACGAUCAAUAUUUGAAUCCGACUACAACCACCAGUUUUACAGGCGCUGCAUACAGAUCAAUGCAUAGCUCCAUACGUGGCUUUAUAGAGUGGGGGUAUAUAAAAUAUAACACAAACAGUGAUUUAGUAUACUUUUAUGAGUCCCAUCGUAAUAAUCAUAUUCCAUAAUUUGUGUUGAUUAUUACAGAUUGGUAAGUGAAGCCCGGAAAAUAACAUCUAGAAUACGGAUAAGUGAUUUCUUUUUUAAACCCGACAUAGUACAAAGACAAGAUAAUUACGAUAGCUUCAUCAGAGGUUUACUUACACAACAUGCACAUGAAGUUGAUCAAUAUUUUACAGAAGAGUUACCUAUACAUAAUAUUUAGAAUUCAUAUAAAACGUUGUGAUAUAUUAUGUCUUAGUGUAUAUUAUGAAUUGGGUUAGUCGCUAUAAUCUCACAUGCUGAUUUUUUUAUUAUUUAUAUUGAUAAGUGAGUCCGCAAUCAGAAUUCCGGAAAGAUUUCGAAGAGUCGACUUGGUGAGCAUUGACAUGGCACGUGGUAGAGAUUACGGAGAGCCGUCUUAUAAUAAAUUUAGGAAACUCUGCGGAUUGAGCGAGGCCAAGACCUUUGACAGCUUGAUCGAUCAGAUGGAUAAAAAACAUGUUGAGGCCUUAUCGAAGAUGUACGAACACGUAGACGAUAUUGACUAUUACGUGGCUGGUAUGUUGGAAAAACCUAAGCCCGGAUCUCUGUUAGGACAUACGUUCCAAUGUGAUGUUGGACUGUUGGAGAGAUGUUUUUCAGAUACAAGUACGGCGAUCGAUACUAUUACGAAUUCGGGAAUCAGAUUGGUUCUUUUAAACUAGAACAACUCAAUGAAAUAAGAAAAACGACAUUAGCACUCGUCGUGUGUUUAACAUCGGAUAUUUGUUCUGUACAACGCAAUAUGUUUGAAAUACCCAGUAAUCGGUAAGUACCUUACAGUGCACAAUAGUAUCAAUUUUGUAAUUUUAGUUAAAAUGUUCCUAACCUUAAUACGCCCAGUUGUCACUUAUGGGGCGGAAACCUGGCCAUUUAGAAAGAAUGAGGAAAGAAAUCUAAUGGUCUUUGACAGGAACAUUUUUGGACCAAUGAAAGACAGAGAAACGGAAGAGUGGAGAAUAAGAAAAAAUAAUUAAUUGGAAAUCUUUAUUUAUUAUCGAAGUGGCGCA